This is a messenger RNA of Caenorhabditis remanei, 774 nucleotides long. RefSeq lists its product as uncharacterized. The transcript has 2 exons. Lineage: Eukaryota; Metazoa; Nematoda; Chromadorea; Rhabditida; Rhabditidae. The record is from RefSeq and is a predicted model, not a curated record. Bases 1 to 774 code for a protein of 257 amino acids.
AUGCACCUCACAUCACGUAGCAGUUUCCUUCAACGGAUCGAUAAAGCAAUACCUGUUCGUGCAAAUCAUUUUUAUAUAGAGGAAGACUAUCUGAGUUUAGACGGUUUUCAAUUUACUGUAAAACCUGGACCGUGGUACUCGAACGAGGAGAAGGAGAAAGGAACGUUGUUGAUGAGUUAUUUAAAACGAAGACAAAGUGUCAAUGCGGAUGAGGUUUACUUCUACGAAGUCGAGACUUCUCCAAACAUCCCGGUGAAACUUGACUUGACAAUCAACAAAUUGGGAUAUAUUUUCACUAAUCUUGAAGUCGUGCUCCCAAUGAUCAAUCCUCGCAGUCUUCCACUCGCAGAGCUUUCCAUGUUUGACUAUGACGACACCGAUAUCGACCUUGAAAUAUUUCGUUCAGCCAGAGAUGUCAUAUUUGGCUCAAGCCAACAAUCGGUCGGUCUUGAGAAGAUUCCAAACAAAAAAGUGUACAUCAGUCGACCCAAAACUGAUUUCGUAAGAAAAAUUAUAAGAUAUUGGAUGCAAAAUGAAAAAGAAAUUGGGACGGAGUUUUCAAUGUCAUGUGAGGAUCGUUCAGAUCUUGUUGAAAAGAUUGCUAUUUUGCAAGAAGAAUUGCACGAAACACAAGGAUAUUUAGAGGAAAUCAAUCAGCAUUUUGUAUCCGGCUUCUCCAUUCCGUUAAGCUCCACGUCGAAGCUUCUUGUCUAUGGAAUUGAAAAAAACGAGAACGAGUGGUAUACUUUUGAAUUAGUACUGAAAGUUGUGUAA